GAGAGAUGGGCAGAGAAAAAUGAAUGGCGGAUAUCAAAUUUGAAUAAAUCUACGCCGUUCAAGUUUAUAUUCGUACAGUGUUCAGAUGGAAUCGUACAGUGUGUAAAUACCAUCAUUACUUUGCAUUAUUGUGGCUAUGUGUGGGUCAUGGUGGUGGAAAAGAACACUGAAUAGUACCUAGUGCCUUGUGCUUCCUGGAAUUCGAGUGGUGCGUACGGAUCUGCAGUGGGUCCCACGCUUCCACUUCAAUUUCUUCAGGUUACGGAUACCAUCAUGAUCUCCGGGUAGGUAAUGAGGAUUGUGGUGGCUUCCUUGUUUCUCUUUACAGGCGUUAUUGCCAGGCUGAUCUUCGGAUGAGAUGAGAUGAAGUUUGAGAUUAGAGAGAAAGUUUUUUGGGUUCAACAGCGUCUCCGUCUGCGUCAGUGUGUGGUGUUGGUGUUGGUGUCCUCUUGCUCUGCAUCUUUGUUGCUUCUCAUUCCCAGGGUGCGGGCGCUGCUAAUAUACUUUUGGCCUCUCCUGCUCUCUACUGCACUUUUUGUUGCUGCCCUACUCACCAUUGACGAAAGCAAAGUGGAAGAAAAGGAGGAGGAAGAAGAAGGGACAUGGCAACAAGAUCUUGAACAUGUUGUGCAGGCAUUUCCUCAACUAGAGAGAGAGAGGUCCAUCAUAGAGUGCGUAGCAGAGCAGCACGAGGGCGGGAUGCUCCACUUUGAUACGCUUUUUCUCCAGGCUAAUGGAGAAGAAGAGGAUGUUAAGGAGCAAUCCUUGCCAGAAAUGAGAGAAGAAAAGGGAGAUCAAUCUUCAGUUAGUACCCACAAGGAAGCAUGAUACUGGGUCAUGACAAAUGAUACGCCCUAUAGCGUGAGCAUCCGACCCCUGUUUUUGUUUCUAGAGCUUUACAGAAAAAUGAUAAAACUCAUAAAUAAGUGAACGCCUACUUGUUACUCUUUAUGUUUCUGCUCGUCAUGUAAUAAAAUCAUAACCACUUCGUUUAGCUGUUGCUCUGUAUUAAUUCAACUCAAAGCAAUACCACUAUGCUGCUCUUCUUUAUUGCC
Messenger RNA from Cryptomeria japonica (Japanese cedar), 1055 nucleotides. RefSeq lists its product as uncharacterized. The transcript has a single exon. The record is from RefSeq and is a predicted model, not a curated record. The coding region runs from base 364 to 828 and encodes 154 amino acids. NCBI's taxonomy places the organism in Eukaryota, Viridiplantae, Streptophyta, Pinopsida, Cupressales, Cupressaceae.